GCGUUUCACAGAAAGAGCAUGGCUGAAAGCCAUUCCAGCCGAGGAGUUUGAAGAGGAAGAUAUUGGAAACCCAUCAAGAAGCGCAUCAAGAUUGAUUGUUUUUCCUUGACCUGUCUCCAAACGACUUCAGUUCGCCAUCAUCGGUGGAGGCCGUGCGUUUGAUGAUGAUGCUCACCUCGACGAACGGAACCCAAAUCACAAAUAAACCUCGUCAUGCCGUACGAUGGCACCAUACCCGAGGCAGGCCGGUUUCCUCUAUCGCAGAUAAGGGAGCAACUUCGACACAUCUCCCAAAACCAGGAGAACUUGAACGAUGCAAGGGAAGAACUUCUUGUUGAGCGCUCCGCGGUUCAAUCCCGUGGGAAGCGAUUACGCGCGCAGCGUAUUCGCACUCGAAAUGCAGAGGCGGCUUUUAUGACAGCCGCUCGUGACUUCUAUAAGGAGGCGGGUUGUGCCUUCCCCCUCGCUCUCUCUGCCGCCUAUGAAACGGUAAAAGCGGAGGACGACAAGCUGGGCACCAUGGAAGUCGAAUACUCUGAGAAGGAAGAGGCCCUGGGGGGAAAGGAAUGGGAGUUCAGUGAGCAGGAGACAUCCUUCUAUCAAUAUGACCUCCAAGAGCUUAUUGGAAGAACCCUUACUUAUGAACACGACUAUGACGGGAAACAAGCACCUCAGACUGAUGCGAACACCACCCUACCGCUGCUUCUCUUCUGUCAGUUUCAGGAGACGGUAUCACGGCAUGGCCAGUUGAUGAGGCGUUUUAACGCUUUGCGAGACCGCCAGGCUGGGCUGCUGGAAACCCGAGAUGAUCUAACCCUGGAGUCGCCCUACGUGCGUUUUUUCGACGAAUACAGUCAGAUAUUGUCCGAUAUCAUGGAUUGCGAUGUCAAGAUUGGUCAGCUGAAGCAGGAGUUAAUGCGUCAUGGUAUUCCAGCACCCAUGAUCUUAUCACCGGGUUCCGCCGCUUCCCUGGAUUGGGAGAAACUGCAGAAGCAAAUGCCGCCAAACUCUCUUCUCGAUGGAUCGGUGCCGAACUCCCUGUAUGGCUUCCCAAUAAGUAGUCGGGUUCCCGAGUGGUUAUUAAGCUGCAUGAAAGGCAGUGCUUUGGAAAGAAGAAGCUUUCUUAACAUUCUGGAGGAGAGAUUGGGCCUGCCGGAAGGGUCUCAGACGCAAUACGACUGGUGGGACGAUUGUGUUACUCGGCUGUGGCUUUCAGACAGCAGUGCCCACUUCAUCCAGCCUGAAGAAGACCUACGGUCUCCAACAGAGGAAAGUGGGCAGUACAAAGACGUCAAAAUUGAUCGGACGCUGGGAGUAGAACCUAUACGCCAGCAAGAGCAUGUGGAACCCCUGCGUCUCUUAGUACCCUCUCAUCCUUCUUGUACUACUUCCGACAUUGUGUUCGUCAAUGCAGUUCCUCAGCGUCAUCCGUCAAGACAGGGAGAAUCUGUGGAGAGGCGUGCCUUGCACGAGCCUCCGCGAGCGUUUUCUCAGAAACAUGUCCAAGAAGAGGAAUUGAUUCGACAACACGCUGCAAAAAGUAAAAACAACCAUACAGCGUCGGAAAUGUCGGCCGGAGAGCGUCGAGUUCUGCCCACCAUCCGGGUAGAACUCCGUCCUGAUGAACCUUCGGCAGCAGGAGAGUUCGGCCGCCAGUCACAGAUUGGCAUGGACGAAUGUGGGCUCAUGGACGAUCCGCAGCAAACUCCUAUCUCCCCAACAUCACCCAUUGAUAUCUCCGUGUAUCCAGCUUCUAAUAGCGGCCUUCUCCGUGUUCCAUUGGCUCCACGAUAUGACAGUUGUCAAGAAUCCGACAAUGAAGAGGCUCAGAUGAUGUGUCGGGCGCAAUCAAGGGUAAACGAACUCUGCGCUGAACCAGCGGCAACGACGGAAGCUGUCGCGAUUGGGAGGAAAACAGCUGUGACUUCAGCAGAGCCUCAUGAUGCGUCUCGGAGGGAAGACACGUCCAAAGGAACCGCACAUACACCAGAAGAUUGCUCAGGGUUGCGCCGACCUGCGCCAGAGCCACUCCUUGUAUGCAAGCCAGCAAUAUUGCAAGCACCUACGGUUGCCGAUAGAGGGAUCAUAAAAAUAGAUGCAUUGAUCAAGCAAAGGCAGCAUCAAAUCAAGGGUCGCAAGUGCUUGAGCCCUCAGCAACUUGCUACUCCAAUCAAUCGACCAAAAUCCGUAUCCGAAACGCCUACACGAGCUCGAGAACCACAUGGACAACUCCAAGUGCCACUUCAGCAACAGCACCGGCGUAGCAAGAGUGAUAACUUGAUUCACUUCAACCGGGAGGAGUUCUGGAAAGGAGUAACUUCCGUAAGUUUGAGAUAUACCCACUGUCUGUGCAAAUAGUAGCUCAAUAGCCUUAAACACAGAGCUUUACGCACACCCUUGAAGCUCGUUGAGCUUUUACAAUCCCACCGUCGGCAUGGCUUCGCGGUGGAAACGACUGGGUUUCACUACGCCAGCAACUCUCUCCUCUGGCCCUUCCAUCAGUAGACUUAAUAGAAUGAUACAGUCAGGCCCUGAUUUCUUAGGAUACCCCUUUCACUCCGCCCUCGAUUUCGGUAAUCAGUUAGAGCUAGUGUCUCUUUGGCACAUUCGUUUCGACAGAAGUACAUAUUGCAGUAACUAUUUUACCGUCUCUUACCA
Molecule: messenger RNA, 2658 nt
Organism: Westerdykella ornata
Lineage: Eukaryota; Fungi; Ascomycota; Dothideomycetes; Pleosporales; Sporormiaceae
Exons: 2
Coding region: 214-2358 (714 amino acids)
Source: RefSeq, a predicted model, not a curated record